CCUGCUGCAGAGGUCCAUUACCAGCAAAGAUGGUUCUGCUAGAAAAGCUCUGGGACGAUGUCGUCGCCGGACCUCAGCCUGAGCGUGGCCUCGGCAAGCUCAGGAAAAUUACCGCCAAGCCCUUGAACGUCCAAGUGUUAGAUGCGGAAGGAGAGGGAAGCAAGUUCCUGAGGUCGACGUCGAUGCCGGCGAGCCCAGCGACACCGUCGACACCGAUAACGCCGACAACACCGGGAUCGGUGCCGCGUAAGGACAACGUGUGGAGGAGCGUGUUCAACCCCGGGAGCAACCUUGCCACUAAGACCCUAGGUGCUCAUCAGAUGUUUGACAAGCCGGAGCCCAACUCUCCCACUGUCUACGACUGGCUCUACAGCGGAGAGACGAGGAGCAAGCAUCAUCGUUAAAAAAGAGGAGGCGGCCGAUUACGGAGGGUUUCAUCCUGUAAAUAGCGUUUUUUUUUUUGUCUUUUUUCCACCAGCGUGUCGUUUUAAUGGUACUGUGACUGCGUGUACUUCCUAACUAGGCUUGCUUUUCUUCUGGGCCCGAAUCUAGUAAGGUUGUCAGUAAAAUGCCAAGGUGUGGAACGAUGGCUCCGUCGUUGAUCUUUGUAUGUCAGAUCUGCCUUGGACGGCGGUGAUCAUAAGCUACGUUGUUGUAAUUAGUAAAAUAAAUGGUAUUUGUAUGUUCUGUUUUUUA
Corylus avellana is the source of this 696-nucleotide messenger RNA. Its product is annotated as auxin-repressed 12.5 kDa protein. The record is from RefSeq and is a predicted model, not a curated record. Lineage: Eukaryota; Viridiplantae; Streptophyta; Magnoliopsida; Fagales; Betulaceae.